AAAACCCGAGUGAGACAGAGACCAGAGACUCCCAAUACCGGAGUGAAAACCCAAUGGGGGUAAGAGGAGAGUGAGAGUAACAGGACAAACGUUGGGGAGCGGUAGUUUCGUGAGGUAGUUGUGUGGCAGCGGUCGUGCAAGUGAAAAGGAGUCGGCGUAGUAAUAAAAAGACAUCUUACAUGUGCGGUAGAGUUGAAUAAAUUUCGGUAAAAAAAAAGGGGGCCAGGCGGGACGGUUCGCGUAUGUCGAGAGCCGACGAGUGCCGCUGGUGACUGGACCGGUGAAGUUUAGUUAAGGAAAAAAUAAAUAAAUAAAUACUUCGCGGGACGGAAAGGAUCAAUCGAAGCGUGAAAAAAAUAUCGAAAAUUCCUGAGCGCGCGUUCGAGAGGAGAGAGAGAGGCCGUUCUGGUCGGCAACGUUCCGUCAUUAUUAUAUUUUAUAUUCUCAAACCUGUGGAAAUAAAAACGGCCAAGCCAAGGGGGGAGGGGAAAAAAAACCACGGGGACGCAUUGUGUUACCAGCGCUAAACAAAAAUGGCGGACGGUGAUUCGAGGGUAGACCGGUCGGAUCCGGAGCUACGUUACUUAUCUGUGGAUAGAAAUAAUUUUAAUGAUCCAGCAACUCAGGCUGAAUGGACACAGAAGAAAUUAGUAUGGGUGCCACAUGAGACACAGGGCUUUGUUGCUGCUGGCAUUAAGGGCGAGAGGGGCGAUGAGGUGGAAGUGGAAAUUGCUGAGACCGGUAAACGUGUGCUCGUUGCUAAGGAUGAUAUACAGAAGAUGAAUCCACCUAAAUUUGAUAAGGUAGAGGAUAUGGCUGAACUGACGUGCCUCAAUGAGGCGUCUGUACUUCAUAACCUCAAGGAUCGGUAUUACUCUGGGCUUAUUUAUACAUACUCUGGCCUCUUCUGUGUCGUUGUCAAUCCCUACAAGAGACUGCCAAUUUAUACAGAAAAAAUAAUGGAAAGGUAUAAGGGCAUCAAGAGGCAUGAGGUACCACCGCACGUUUUCGCCAUCACGGACACCGCCUACCGUUCCAUGUUGCAAGACCGUGAGGACCAAUCAAUUUUGUGUACUGGUGAAUCUGGAGCCGGAAAGACAGAGAAUACAAAAAAAGUUAUCCAGUAUCUUGCCUACGUGGCUGCCUCAAAACCCAAAUCGAAUGCUACCCCAAGUCCGGCGUUAAUAAUAGGUGAAUUAGAGCAACAACUUCUCCAGGCGAAUCCCAUACUCGAGGCAUUCGGAAACGCCAAGACAGUGAAGAAUGACAAUUCCUCACGUUUUGGAAAAUUCAUUAGGAUCAACUUUGAUGCGUCUGGGUAUAUAGCAGGGGCUAAUAUCGAAACUUAUCUCUUGGAGAAGUCAAGAGCUAUUCGUCAGGCUAAGGAUGAGAGGACGUUCCAUAUAUUUUACCAGUUACUGGCUGGCGCAUCUCCAGAACAAAAGAAGGAAUUCAUUCUGGAAGAUCCAAAGCUCUACCCCUUCCUCUCGAACGGUGCCCUCCCAGUCCCGGGCGUUGACGACGCAGCCGAGUUCGCGUCCACCGUGAAGUCCAUGAACAUAAUGGGAAUGACGCCCGAGGACUUCUCCUCGAUAUUCCGCAUAGUAUCAGCAGUGAUGCUGUUCGGUUCAAUGCAGUUCCGCCAGGAGCGAAACUCGGACCAGGCGACGCUCCCCGACAACACAGUGGCCCAGAAGAUCUCCCACCUCCUCGGCCUCAACGUCACCGAAAUGACGAAAGCCUUCCUGAAGCCCCGCAUCAAGGUGGGCCGUGAUUUCGUGACGAAAGCCCAGACGAAGGAGCAAGUGGAGUUCGCCGUCGAGGCGAUCUCGAAGGCCUGCUACGAGCGCAUGUUCCGCUGGCUGGUGAACCGCAUCAACAGGUCAUUGGACCGCACCAAGCGACAGGGCGCGAGUUUCAUUGGCAUUCUCGACAUGGCGGGCUUCGAGAUCUUCGAGCUCAACUCCUUCGAGCAGCUCUGCAUCAACUACACGAACGAGAAGCUCCAGCAGCUCUUCAACCACACAAUGUUCAUCCUGGAGCAGGAGGAGUACCAGCGCGAGGGAAUCGAGUGGAAGUUCAUAGACUUCGGACUCGACCUGCAGCCAACAAUCGACCUCAUCGAUAAACCAAUGGGAAUAAUGGCGCUCCUGGACGAGGAGUGCUGGUUUCCAAAAGCGACGGACAAGACAUUCGUGGAAAAACUGGUGGGAGCUCACAGUGUCCACCCAAAAUUCAUGAAGACCGACUUCCGGGGAGUCGCUGACUUCGCGAUUAUCCACUACGCAGGAAAAGUAGACUACUCAGCAGCCAAGUGGCUGAUGAAGAACAUGGACCCCCUGAACGAGCACGUGGUGAGCCUUCUGCAGGCCUCGACGGACCCCUUCGUCUGCCACAUCUGGAAGGACGCGGAGAUCGUUGGAAUGGCGCAGCAAGCCCUCACCGACACGCAAUUCGGCGCGAGAACGCGAAAGGGAAUGUUCAGAACGGUCUCCCAACUCUACAAGGAGCAGUUGGCGAAGCUCAUGGUGACCCUCAGAAAUACAAACCCCAACUUUGUGCGUUGUAUAAUUCCGAAUCAUGAGAAACGAGCUGGGAAGAUCGAUGCACCCCUGGUGCUGGAUCAGCUGAGGUGCAAUGGAGUGCUGGAGGGCAUUCGCAUCUGUCGCCAGGGAUUCCCCAACAGGAUCCCCUUCCAGGAGUUCAGACAGAGGUACGAACUGCUGACGCCAAACGUCAUUCCCAAGGGCUUCAUGGACGGCAAGAAGGCCUGCGAGAAGAUGAUCCAAGCACUCGAGCUAGACCCCAAUCUGUACAGAGUUGGACAGUCCAAGAUAUUCUUCAGGGCUGGAGUGCUGGCGCACCUUGAGGAGGAGCGCGACUACAAGAUUACUGAUCUGAUAGUGAACUUCCAGGCGUUCUGCAGGGGCUUCUUAGCCAGGAGGAACUAUCAGAAGCGCCUCCAGCAGCUGAACGCAAUCCGGAUUAUUCAGCGGAAUUGCGCUGCCUACUUGAAGCUCAGGAAUUGGCAGUGGUGGAGGCUCUACACUAAAGUCAAGCCCCUGCUGGAGGUGACGAAGCAGGAGGAGAAGCUCACUCAGAAGGAGGACGAGCUCAAGCAGGUGCGCGACAAGCUGGAGAUGCAGUUGCAUUCUGCGCAGGAGUACGAGAGAAAGUAUCAGCAGGCGAUCGAGGAGAAGACGAUGCUGGCUGAGCAGCUGCAGGCGGAGGUGGAGCUGUGCGCCGAGGCCGAGGAGAUGAGGGCGAGACUCGCUGCGAGGAAGCAGGAGCUCGAGGAGAUACUGCACGAUCUCGAGGCGAGGAUCGAGGAGGAGGAGGAGCGAAGCACUGCGCUGAAUCAGGAGAAGAAGAAGCUGCAGCUGAACAUCAGCGAUCUCGAGGAGCAGUUGGAGGAGGAGGAGACUUCGAGGCAGAAGCUGCAGCUGGAGAAGGUCCAGUGUGAUGGGAAGAUAAAGAAACUCGAGGAGGAUCUGGCUUUGUCCGAGGAUACAAAUCAGAAGCUGCUGAAGGAGAAGAAGCUCCUGGAGGAGCGGGCGAACGACUUGUCGCAGACCCUCGCUGAGGAGGAGGAGAAGGCCAAGCAUUUGGCCAAAUUGAAGGCGAAACACGAGGCGACAAUUGCUGAUCUCGAGGAGCGUUUACUCAAGGAUCACCAGCAGCGCCAGGAGGUGGACAGAUCGAAGCGAAAAGUGGAGACCGAGGUGUCGGACCUCAAGGACCAGCUGUCGGAGAGGAAAACUCAGGUGGAAGAGCUCCAGCUCCAGCUGGGAAAACGAGAGGAGGAGUUGAACCAAGUGAUGCUGAAGAUCGACGAGGAGGCUGCGGCGAAGGCGCAGGCCCAGAAGGCCCUGCGAGAGCUGGAAUCUCAGCUAGCUGAGCUCCAGGAGGACUUGGAGGCCGAGAAGGCUGCGAGGAGUAAAGCUGAGAAACUCAAGCGCGACUUGAACGAGGAGCUCGAAGCCCUGAAGAACGAACUCCUCGACUCUCUGGACACAACUGCAGCCCAGCAAGAGCUUCGCAGCAAGCGUGAGCAGGAGCUGGCGACACUCAAGAAGAACCUGGAGGACGAGACGUCGCUGCACGAGGCGACAGUUGCUGACAUGCGCCACAAGCACACGCAGGAGUUGACGGCCAUAAACGAGCAGAUGGACGCACUGAAGAAGUCCAAAGCGGCUCUGGAGAAGGCUAAGAGCACUCUGGAGGCUGAGACAGCUGACAUGGCGACGGAGUUGCGAUCUGUGGGGGCGAGUCGACAGGAGUCAGACCGUCGGAGGAAGCAGGCGGAGCAGCAGCUUGUCGAGCUCAAUGGCAAGCUGGCUGAGGUGGAGAGGACCAAGCAGGAGCUCGCUGAGAGGGUGGCCAAGCUCCAGACAGAAGCAGAAAGCAUCUCCCAGCAGCUGGAGACUGCUGAGCUCAAGGCGUCAGCUGCUGUGAAGGCUUCGGCUGUCUGUGAGUCCCAGUUUACGGAGUUGACUCAGCAGCUUGAGGAGGAGACACGUCAGAAGCUGGCACUCUCCUCGAAACUGCGGGCCAUCGAGAGCGAGAAGGAGAGCCUGCACGAUCAGCUUGAGGAGGAGGAGGAGGCUAAACGUGCGCUGGACAAGCAAGUCCAAGCUUUGACGAUUCAACUCGCAGAGGCGAAGAAACGAGGGGACGAGGAGGCCGAGGCUGCUGCAGUCCUCGAAGAGGCUAGGAAACGCUGCAUGAAGGACAUCGAGGCACUUCAACGUCAGGUUGAGGAGCUACAAGCUGCUAACGACAAGCUCGAUAAAUCGAAGCGAAAAAUUCAAGCUGAACUCGAGGACAGCACUAUUGAACUUGAGGUACAGAGGGGCAAGGUCAUUGAGCUGGAGAAGAAGCAGAAGAACUUUGAUAAGGUUCUUGCUGAGGAGAAAGCUGUGUCUGAGCAGUACGCGGAGCAGAGAGACGCUGCUGAGCGUGAGGCUCGUGAGAAGGAGACUCGUGUGCUGUCGUUGACUCGUGAGCUCGAUGAGCUGAACGAGAAGGUGGAGGAGUUGGAGAGGGGCCGGCGAGGGCUGCAGGCUGAGCUGGAUGAGCUGGUGAACAACCAGGGAACUGCUGACAAGAAUGUUCACGAGCUUGAGAAAGCCAAGCGUGCGCUGGAGUCUCAACUUGCUGAGCAGAGGUCACAGGUUGAGGAGCUUGAGGACGAACUGCAGUUCACUGAGGACGCCAAGCUGCGUCUGGAGGUGAACAUGCAGGCGUUGAGGGCGCAAUUCGAGAGGGAUCUGCAGGCCAAGGAGGAGCAGGCCGAGGAGAAGCGCAGGGGUCUGGUUAAACAGCUGAGGGACAUCGAGGCGGAGCUUGAGGACGAGAGGAAACAGAGGGCAGCUGCCAUUGCUGCGCGCAAGAAGCUCGAGGCUGAUUACAAGGAUGUUGAGCAGCAGUUGGAGAUGCAUAACAAGGUGAAAGAGGAUGCAUUGAAGCAGCUGAAGAAGCUGCAGGGGCAGAUCAAGGACUGCACGAGGGAGACGGAGGAGGCACGUGCUGGGAGGGACGAGCUGGCCACUAUUGCGAAGGAGGCUGAGAAGAAGGUGAAGAGUUUGGAGGCUGAUCUGCUGCAGUUGACUGAGGAUCUUGCUGGGAGUGAGAGGGCGAGGCGUGCUGCGGAAAAUGAGAGGGAUGAGCUGCAGGAGGAGCUCAAUAAUAAUGCCAAUAAGGGGACUCUCAUGCUGGAUGAGAAACGACGGCUUGAGGCCAGGAUUGCUACUCUUGAGGAGGAGCUCGAGGAGGAGCAGUCGAACAACGAAAUCUUUGUGGAUAGAUCGAGAAAGGGACAGAUUACUAUUGAACAGCUGACUACGGAUUUGGCUACUGAACGCUCAGCAACGCAGAAGCUCGAGUCACAGAGAUUGCUGCUGGAGAGGCAGAAUAAGGAGCUCAAGGCGAAACUCGCGGAGCUCGAGACUGCGCAGAGGGCCAAGACCAAGGCCACCAUUCAGGCGCUCGAGUCCAAGAUCAGUAAUCUUGAUGAACAGCUGGAGACUGAGGCGAAGGAGAGAUUCGCCCAGCAGAAGGUCAAUAGGAAGCUGGAUAAGAAGCUGAAGGAGCUGGGACUGCAGUUGGAGGAUGAGAGGAGAAAUGCUGAUCAGUACAAGGAGCAGGUCGAGAAGGCUAAUGCCAGGGUUAAGACGCUGAAGAGGCAGUUGGAUGAGACCGAGGAGGAGCUCAGCAGGCACAAGGUACAAAAGAGAAAGGCGCAGAGGGAGAUGGAUGAGAUGAUCGAGUCGUAUGAGAAUCUCACGCGCGAGGUCGCCAAUCUCAAGAGUAAAUUGAGACGUGGUGGAGGAGCUCCAAUUGGUCUAAGCUCCACAAGACUAACGAAACGCGGUUCAGUCCAGACCGGUGGCUCUGGUGACGACUCGACAACUCAGGACGAGAGCAUCGACGGCGAAGAGAGUAUCAACUGAAUCCUCUCAAACUCUUAUGCAAUAACACCAUUAAAACCCGCAUAAUAGUACGUCAAACCACCCGUAUGAAAAAAUACGAAACAGUAAAACGAGACAAAAACAUUGAAAAAAAAAUCAAGAAGGAACGAUGAACUCGAAGAUAUGAAUAAUGAAUAUUCGAUCGAUUAGAAAAAAAUGACACGUGUUGAGUGUCGCCAGCAAGCAAGUAAUAGAAAGCAAUUUAUUUCCUUAAUUAUUACGUUAUCAUUAUUUUUUUGAAAUUCGAAUUAGAAUUAUAUAUACGAGAAUGAUAAACUUCCAAACAAGAUGCCAUCGCUAGAGGGGACGAAUAUUUAAAAGAAAAAUGAUGAGAAAUAGCGACAAAAAAAAUGAAGCAAAUGUGUACAUAACUUUACAAGCUUAACUAACUAACAUUGACCGCCGAGCGGUUUUAAUGCAGAAAAUAAAAGCGAUUGUUGAUUCAUUAAUUAUCAGUAACAAUUGAACAAUCAAGCUGAAGUAAUGGAUAAACGAGAGAAAAUGCAUGAGGGGUUAAAUCGCUGCAUAAUUAAUAUCUCACGGAGACAAAAGGAAAAUUAAUGAAACUAAUGUUUCAAGAUGAAUGGAAGAAAAAAUUAACAAACCGUAGGUAGGAAUAAGACAUUAAUGUUUAUUACUAUUACAUUAUUUUAUUACUAUUAUUACGAGACAGCAUCAUCCCGAAUAAUAUGCGAAAGAUACCGUUAGUUACUUCAUUUUUUUUAAUGAUUAACGAGGUAAGACGUAGAGGCAGAUAAUAAAAUGAUGGAAAAUCAGUUGUUCUUUUUUUUUGUAUUUUAUGAUUUACGAUUUUGAUUGAUUUUUUGUAGAUGGAGAACAGAGAAAUGAUGACAAUUUGGGGGUUUGUUUCAUUUUAAAAGGUUUUACGUUCUGGCAUUUACCUUUCCUUCCAGUAUUUCUCCUCUCUAGGCUCUAAAAACUCUCACUUUCUUUUUUUUAUCGUCUUUUAUACGAAUGUACCCGCACAUGCAUUUAUAUACAUAUUUUUCGGCAUUAUUAUAUAUAUAAUAUAUAUUUAAUGACAGUGUAGGGAGUAAGCUUUCCUCCUUCUCAAUCUUUAUACAUUUGCAUUUUUUUUCUUUUGAGAAUAAAACGAGAAUGAAGUUAGAUUUUUUGGGUUUUUUUUCUGUCGGUUCUGGGUGUACUUAAAUCAUGCAUGGCGAUUAUUCUCUUGUCAUCUGCAACCUUUUGAAAUGAAAUGAGAGGAAUUCAGUGAGGAAGUGGGGAAAUGUGACAAUUACUCGAUUUUUCAUGUCUGAGACGAAAUUCAGGUUCAUUCAAUCUCCAAUAUCUUCGAACCUGACAAUGCGAUUUGGAUGAGUCAGAAUUCAUUUUAAAGUCUGGAAAAAUAUCUUGAAAAUGGGAUAAAAAUUGUUGAUUUUCACUCUGCCGAUCUCGAGACAUCGAACAUUGAAGAUUCACUUUGCUUCAAUUGAAUUAAUUAGGUUUUGCCACUUUACAUUGAAUUCUCUGGAAUGAAAUGAUCUUGAGCUUCUGUUUCUCAUUUCUUCCCAUCAUGUACGAGGAUUAUUUAUCAGUGGAGGAGUUGAAAUGGUCUAAUCCAGAUGUUUAUUAUUGUGAGAGUUGUCUCCAUUCAAUUAAAGCAACAAAUCAACGAGAAUUAAUCAACUGAUGAACUUAAAUCAAUGAAGAAACAUGAGAACCAGGAAAAUUUUAUUUACGAUUUUUUUAUAAAUUUAUUGAAAUAUGAAAAAUGAAGGGUCACUUUGUAUUCAGAGACGUUUUACACAUAUUGAAAUUCAUAUAUUUUUACUGGAAACGAUCGUAAAAGGGCUUUUGAGAGGAGAUGGAGUGUUGAGAAUUGUGUAUAUAAGUGAUUCAUGGUCACUUGGUGAUUAUUCAUGGAUUAAUGAGGGAAAAUAAUUCCAUCUGUGAUGUUCGAGGAAUAAAUUUCACGUGAAACGACAGUGAGUGGCCAUCGAAUAGCUAAAAUAGGAUGAAAAAUCGUAGGUUUCAAUCAUGAAGUGAAUUUUGAUACAUUUUUAUAUAGAAAAUGGUAAUAACAGUUGCAUCUGAAUACGUAAGGACACAAUAAACAUGAAAUUUAAAAAAUA
Diachasma alloeum is the source of this 8566-nucleotide messenger RNA. It is a transcript of the gene zip, whose product is annotated as myosin heavy chain, non-muscle. The transcript is spliced from 7 exons. Bases 534 to 6452 code for a protein of 1972 amino acids. Gene Ontology annotation, cellular component: myosin complex. Gene Ontology annotation, molecular function: cytoskeletal motor activity; actin filament binding; ATP binding. The record is from RefSeq and is a predicted model, not a curated record. Lineage: Eukaryota; Metazoa; Arthropoda; Insecta; Hymenoptera; Braconidae.